CGCCAAGCCGAAGCUUAUCAAAAUGACGGUUUGCUAUGGUGAUCCAUCAACAUCGGUAAACCAUCGUCUUCUUUGCCGUCUGUUUCAUCUAUACUUAGUCUCACUUCGACAUUACCGGCGACGAUGGCCGCCACGCAAAAGCUUUAUCCGCGCGGAACAGUGAAGCGUAUUGUUAAAGCCCAGUCGAAUCGCAACGUGAGCAAGAAUGCUGAUAUACUGAUCUUCCUGGACUACAUGCUUUUCAUGCAAGAAUUGGUACGUGAAGCAUCAAUUCGCUCGCGCAAAGCUGGUGACAAAACCAUUGGCCCGAAUUCUGUCCGAAAGGUGACCGAGGUACGUUUCUCAUUCAUUACUGCGUCUGUGGUUCCUUUAGCUCUUUUUUCUCACUAUCAUGCUCUUCCCCUAGAGGACAUUACGCAAGUUUAAGGGUUGAUCAUACAAUGCCAUUUCAUGCACUGUGCAUAUCCCUGAAUUACCUCA
This is a messenger RNA of Aspergillus pseudotamarii, 480 nucleotides long. RefSeq lists its product as uncharacterized. Lineage: Eukaryota; Fungi; Ascomycota; Eurotiomycetes; Eurotiales; Aspergillaceae. Gene Ontology annotation, molecular function: protein heterodimerization activity. Gene Ontology annotation, biological process: kinetochore assembly; mitotic cell cycle; chromosome segregation. Gene Ontology annotation, cellular component: kinetochore; nucleoplasm. The record is from RefSeq and is a predicted model, not a curated record. Bases 124 to 426 code for a protein of 100 amino acids. The transcript is spliced from 3 exons.